AUGGCUCAGAAAGCAGCCAAAUCCCUCGCAGCCCGCAAUGCCUCAACCCUAAACCGCACACACCUAAUUACCCUAUCCCUUCACGCCCUCUUCCUAACCCUAAACUUCCUCUUCAACCGUCCCAGCGCUCUCUUGCGGUAUUGCCUCCUAAACCUCCCCGCACUGGCGAUCGAAUUCUACCUUGAACGCCUGGGUCGACCCCACUACAGUUUACAGGACGGCUCCCUAAAAUCCGCCGGUGAGGAUCUGGGUGCUUCGGGGCUGACGGAGUAUAUGUGGGAUAUACUCUAUUGGACAUGGAUUUGUAUGGGUGCUGUGUGCGUGUUGGGGGAUUGGGCUUGGUGGUUUUAUGUGGCUGUUCCCGUGUAUUCGGUUUAUUUGGGUUGGACGACAUUUUUCGGGAUGAAGAAGGGACUGGCUGGGUUUGCAGGGGGUAGUAGUGAGGUUCAGUCUUCUGGUGGUAGUGGUGGAGCGAGUAAAAGGCAGCAGAAGUUGGAGAAGCGUGGUGGUCAGCGUGUUCAGUAUCGGUAG
This is a messenger RNA of Talaromyces stipitatus ATCC 10500, 531 nucleotides long. Its product is annotated as DUF788 domain protein. Lineage: Eukaryota; Fungi; Ascomycota; Eurotiomycetes; Eurotiales; Trichocomaceae. The coding region runs from base 1 to 531 and encodes 176 amino acids. The record is from RefSeq and is a predicted model, not a curated record. The transcript is spliced from 2 exons. Gene Ontology annotation, cellular component: intracellular membrane-bounded organelle. Gene Ontology annotation, biological process: vacuolar protein processing.